GCGCUUACUUUGCAAGAGUGUUGCAAGAGUAGCUGUCAUUGCGACUGAAUUUUGACAGCUGUUAAAUUUGUAUAGAUAUUAUAUCUAUACAAUUAUCGGUGUGAUAUAAUGGAUCGUUGUUACAAAUAUUAAUGGUAUGAACUAAUUCCGCUUAUUGUGAUAUUUAAGAUAUAAGAUUGCAACAAAGCUCUAUGAGAUAAAGAAAACAAUAAAGUUCACUUAUCAGACAAUAUAUAAAAUGUAAAAUGGGUUACUUGGCGUUUACUUAUUUCUACAUUAUCUAUGGCCAUGACUAUAAUACCUAUGCAUAUUACACAUAAAAUAUUUUGAUAAAAAAAACUUGCUCGAGUAUCCAUAUCCCUUUGGUUCACAGUGAUAGCCUGAUGUAUGCUCGACAUUUUUUUCUUUUAUAAGCGAAUUAAAAUUGGCAUAGAUGUUCAAAAGAAAUCUUCCCUCCCACGGGUACGACCUUGUCGUGGUGGGAGGGCUCAGUACCCCGAGGGCUUGAAUGCCUAUGGGGGAAGCUAACUGUACCCAUUGCACCUAUUACGUCGUCGAUCGUAAAAUUGUGGUUCGUCGCGCCGCGUUAACGUGGUUCGGGAGUGCCGACCGAUUGAAUUGAAAACGAACCGUAGCCGGCUCGUCGUGUCGCGCGUUUGCUUCGGGAGUGCCGUUCAAGUAAAUGGACUAAAAGGACUUUUCGCACAACUCCCAUUAGAAUGAUUUCUUAGUUCGAGAGAGACACCGGGGGUGGCACUUUCGAGGUCUCAACAGUACGUGGGAGUUAUAAACGUGGGGUAACGCAUUGGGAUGUCGCGCAAAAGUCUUUCUGACAAUUAAUUAGUCCUCGCGCGAUUGUAAUUUAAAAAAUCGCGAGUGUUUUUCGCGUGUGUUUUUCGCGAGUGUCUCGUGACAAGAAAGGACAGCCUGUUCUGAGAGGAGGAGGAGGUCCAGGAAGGGCAUCGGGCCCCGGCAGAGCAACCUUAGGGUGAGUAUGAUUAUUAUUUGCAUAGAAUUAAUAGUUUUCUUUCUAUUCUAGUUUUUCCUUGAUAAAUUAUAAAGAAGAUAAUGUCACGUAAAGUUUUACACAAUUUUAAUUUUAUAACCUUCUUUUCUUUCGAAAAAUAUUGAUUAUACGAUGAUUACAUAAAUAAUUGAAAAAAUAAAAAGUUUAACCCGUAACAAUUAUCUCUCAUCUGAUAUUAAUAGUUGCGAGCUCUGUUUUAAUUUGAAUUUAAUUUUGAAUUACUUAUAAUGAAUUACUUAAUAAACACAAGUACAGAGUUGUAAACCGUGUAUUUUUUUUCAAUAUUAAAUGUUCUUUCUGUCGUGCUUUAAUUUGGACUUUGCAUUUGUUUGUUACAGAAUCAUCGUAGCGACGUUGCUAAAUAUCUCUGCCGCUGCGCGUCGGUCGGAAGGCGCGGCGACACGGCGAUUCAGUACGGAACUACGAGUGCUCGACAAAGAUUAUAAAACGGGCGCGAACGAGGAAGAGGAGUCCGUUUCGGGAACCGGUGGGACUCAAACACGAAACCUGGGUCAAGGGUCGAGAAAAACCGAACAUCUGAACGAUGUGAGAGAAAUAUAUGGACGGACACCAAACGGAUUGGGUAGAUUCGGCGAAAUCACGAACACGUGGCGGGACGUGAAGCGGGCGUUAAGCCUGCUCUGCGUAAAGAAAUUUUCCGGCAGCGCGACAAUGCUGGAGGCGCCGCCGGGAAGUCGUGAAGACCUCGUAGAGGCGGCAAGAACUCCAUGUACACCCACCGAUCUGGACACGAUGCUGUACGGAUACACGAACAGCAUAUACGUGCUGGACCACACGCCUGAAUCCUUGCCGGACAUGGAUAUGCUGCAGCUGUUCGCAUCUCCGGCAGGUCGAGCGUUACUCACGAGCGACAAUCGACCGAGAGGAUCAACGUCGACCUCCUCUUUGUCUCGAGAGUCCUCGUCGAGGUUGAAGAGUAGCAGAAGACCAUCGGGCACCGGUACAGUCAGCGCGCCCACGUCGCCUCCAAGGCGGCGGAAGUCGAGCGCCGAGCUUUACAAGGAAGCUGUCGAGAUCCUCGGCCUCACUUGCUCACUGACCGACAGCUGUCGGUGCAUCGAUUGCCAGAGCAACUACUUCGAUUGCGACGACGAUUGUGCCGACGCCGGUACAGAAUUGGCUGCAGGCACUCCUAUUCUAUUGGACCACGCUCUAUCGCAUCAUCUGACUGUGUGUUCCAUACAGUAGCAAACGACCGGUAGACGAAGAUUUCGAAAAAAUCGGCUCUUUGUUAGCCCGCUCUGCCAUAUGUUUCAAAAGAAGAUGAUAACGUCAUUGGCACGGCCAUAUCUUCCGACAAUUGUACAACAUUCGCGUUAAAAACGGGAAAUAGCGAGACUAAAAGCAACCAGCGUGGCAAUGAUACUACAUAAAGAUCGAAUAUCGAGUAACAGGAAAAUUGAGUCGUUCGUUUUGCAUCCCGCGAGUCUUCACACAGAAUUUAUGUAAAUACAUAUUUUCUCUUGUCACACAAAUAAUUUAUCUGACAUUUCUUGUGCGAUUGGACAAUUAUUUACUCAACCGUAUUCAUCGGAUAAAUGCAGCUUCACACAUGAUACAUGAAUUAUUAUGCAAUAUAUCCGAACGCUUUCAUUUUAUAAUAAUACAGUGAUAAAUCAAUAAAUUAAUGAUAAUAUAAGCGAGAAGUAAGAGGCGCAACGACUCGCACGUUUGUAUCGUCAAAAAUUCGAAAACUGCGUUCAGAAACGAUGAUAAGGUACGGCUCAAAAAUUGGGACGAAUUUAAAUCAUGCCAAAACAGCGCCAAAAAAGUUUACUAUAGAAUAUCCUAAUUAGCUUGUGUAUCGCGUUCGUACCUUGUAAAGUCAUCCAUCGGAUAAAUGUAUCGGGGUAUCGUCUCGACAUGCGCAGUGUAUAUGAAGUCUGUAUACAUACAUGUACGUGUGUGUGUGUGUGUGUGUGUGUGUGUGUGUGUUGUGUGAGUGCAUGGAUAACAUACAUAUUAUAUUUACAUGUUUUAUUAUUAAUACUUACUUAAGUCUAGCGAAAUGCAAUUGUUGAGCAGUAAAAGUGUGCACAACUAAGCGGAAAGAUGCGAUGGAAAUAAUUUCGCACGAUGUUAUGUAUAGACUUUAUAUAUAUGUCAGGCAGUUGAAUAUGUGUUCGAUUAAGUUUUCUAAAGUAAACCCCCUCCUACUGAGAACUCGACGUUGAGUUAAGGAGAUGCGAGUAAUAAGACAGCGAAUAGGUUUUCUCAACCUGCAGAACGGCGCAAAAUUAAGAUACCCGGGAUUGUAAAACGAUAUCUUGGCGAAUUUUCUAUUUGUCGUUUAAAUGAGAUUUCCGUGAAAUAAUUAACAAUCAGAAGGUUGAGGAGACGUUCUCGUAACGUGUAAUUGUAAGCGAUGUAACGA
This is a messenger RNA of Monomorium pharaonis (pharaoh ant), 3422 nucleotides long. RefSeq lists its product as uncharacterized. NCBI's taxonomy places the organism in Eukaryota, Metazoa, Arthropoda, Insecta, Hymenoptera, Formicidae. The record is from RefSeq and is a predicted model, not a curated record. The coding region runs from base 1316 to 2236 and encodes 306 amino acids. The transcript has 7 exons.